UCUUCUUAUUCUUCUUCUCCUCCUUCUUCUUCUUCUUCUUCUUCUUCUCCUCCUCCUUCUUAUUCUUCUUCAACUCCUCUUCUUCCUCCUUCUUUUUCGUCUCAUCCUCCUUCUUCUUCUCCUCCUCCUUCUUCUUCUUCUUCUUUAUUUUCUGCUUCUUCAUCUUCUCCUCCUCCUCUUACUCCUUCUCCAUCUCCUUUACCUCAUCCUCCUUCUUCUUCUCCUUCUUAUUCUUCUUCUCCUCCUCCUUCUUCUUCUUCUCCUCCUUCUCCAUCUUCCCCUCUUUCUGAUUCCCUCAUCGCUGCCUCCCUCUCUUCUCUACUCCUCUCCUCACUCGACUACCCUCCCUGA
Protopolystoma xenopodis is the source of this 351-nucleotide messenger RNA. Lineage: Eukaryota; Metazoa; Platyhelminthes; Monogenea; Polystomatidea; Polystomatidae. The record is from the annotation of a GenBank genome assembly.